AUGGCGUCCGAUGGAAACGAUAUCGCCUCCUCUAUGAAUCAAGCAAAGAUCAACGUGACAUUGUCUGCAUCUUCGACACUGUCUAUCAGCGAUCCCAAGGCAGAACUUCAGUUUAUACUGAACCUCCAAAUAGUCACGUCGGCACGGGAGGGCCAUCCGAUUACUAUCUGUACCGAUUUGUCUGCCUUUGAUGUUCUGGAUGAAGGAUGUGGCCUAAUCGAUGUGCUUGCUCGCGGUGCUUUUGGGACACUUCGUAGCGUCUCUGGCGAUGCUACUAAGAAUAUCUCACUUGGUUACUUCCACGUACAAUAUUUUACUGAUAGUACAUCUUCAGACCUGAAGGAGCGUGAUAAGCGGUUUGUCACAAUUCCUGGUGACGGAUCCCCCGUAACGGUUGUCCAUAGGCUAAGCUGGGAACGCAUCUUCAAAUACGCAGAUAGACGUAAAAGGGAUGACCUAAUUCCAGGGGAGAGAUUCAAAAUCGCCAUAAACAAGCGCUUCCUCAGGUCUAACUGGUGGUGUUGGGGCGACCUCGAGUCGGACCUGAAGAACAAGCAUUUGCAUAUCUGGCACGCCGGUCGCUAUACGGGGCCGAAGCCAGACGAUGACGAGUUCAAGGAUGGAAGUUGGGUUUUCGGCGAGGAUCCGCAGUUGUUGACCUGGGAAGAUGUCACUGAGGGUCGAGAUGUGAGUUUUGAGAUAGUUGAAUAG
This is a messenger RNA of Daldinia childiae, 711 nucleotides long. RefSeq lists its product as uncharacterized. The record is from RefSeq and is a predicted model, not a curated record. NCBI's taxonomy places the organism in Eukaryota, Fungi, Ascomycota, Sordariomycetes, Xylariales, Hypoxylaceae. The transcript has a single exon. The coding region runs from base 1 to 711 and encodes 236 amino acids.